This is a messenger RNA of Brienomyrus brachyistius, 1149 nucleotides long. It is a transcript of the gene trappc3, whose product is annotated as trafficking protein particle complex subunit 3. NCBI's taxonomy places the organism in Eukaryota, Metazoa, Chordata, Actinopteri, Osteoglossiformes, Mormyridae. The transcript has 5 exons. Gene Ontology annotation, biological process: endoplasmic reticulum to Golgi vesicle-mediated transport; intra-Golgi vesicle-mediated transport. Gene Ontology annotation, cellular component: cytosol; TRAPP complex; cis-Golgi network membrane. The coding region runs from base 136 to 678 and encodes 180 amino acids. The record is from RefSeq and is a predicted model, not a curated record.
CGUUUCCUGACAAACAGGAAGUAGGAUAAUUCCCAUCUUCAGGGAGAUAUAAGGUCUACUGUACUCUUCUCUUCGGGAAAAUAAACUCGUAAAUAAAUUUGUUACUAAGUUAACGCGUCUGCAACGUGAAACAUAAUGUCGAGGCAGUCCAACAGAACAACGGAGAGCAAGAAGAUGAAUUCAGAGCUCUUUACUCUGACGUAUGGUGCACUGGUCACCCAGCUCUGCAAGGAUUACGAGAAUGACGAGGAGGUGAACAAACAGCUGGACAAGAUGGGUUACAACAUCGGAGUGAGGCUCAUAGAGGAUUUCCUGGCGCGGUCGAGCGUGGGACGCUGCCACGACUUCAGAGAAACUGCCGAUGUCAUUGCCAAGGUGGCAUUUAAGAUGUACCUGGGCAUCACCCCAAGUGUGACCAACUGGAGCCCAGCGGGGGAUGAAUUCUCCCUCAUUCUAGAGAGUAACCCCUUGGUGGACUUUGUAGAGCUGCCAGACAACCACAGCAACCUUGUGUACUCCAACCUCUUGUGUGGUGUUCUGCGGGGAGCACUGGAGAUGGUCCAGAUGGCAGUGGAUGUCCGGUUUGCUCAGGACAUGCUGAGGGGUGAUAACGUGACGGAGAUCCGGAUGAAGUUCAUCAAACGUAUCGAGGAGAACCUUCCAGCAGGGGAUGAAUGAGCAGCAGCACAAAUGGGAUUGCUAGACAUGGAGGAGGAGGAGCCAGAGAUGGCUGGGAACAAUGAUGGACUCCAUCUAGAUCAGGUUCCAGCGAAGUCUGUCCCUGAUGUUAUGGGAACCAUGCCUGGGUGUGCCAGUAGACAGCCAAUUUUUGACUUCUCCUUCACCAUUGGGACACUUGUAUUCAUAAGCAAGCAGGGUACAAAUAUCCAAAAUACCCAGCCCUUGAUGCUGAAUUCUGUACACUGGAUUCAAGUGUGUUUAGGGGUCCACCCCCCCGCCCCCCCCCCCCAUUAUAAAUUGGUUCAAGCCAAAUGGGGAAAACUGUUGUUUUGAACAAAAGUGGUUGUGUUCUAGUUUGUCUUCAUAUUGUCAUAUUUUCCUUGUUUUGAUUAUUUUUUUCCUUACUGCUUUUGUUCGUCACACGAAUGACUUCCUUGCUAAAUUAUUAAUAAACAAACCCUUACAAUG